Messenger RNA from Ochlerotatus camptorhynchus, 705 nucleotides. RefSeq lists its product as uncharacterized. Bases 1 to 705 code for a protein of 234 amino acids. The record is from RefSeq and is a predicted model, not a curated record. Gene Ontology annotation, molecular function: nucleic acid binding. Lineage: Eukaryota; Metazoa; Arthropoda; Insecta; Diptera; Culicidae. The transcript has a single exon. Gene Ontology annotation, biological process: DNA integration.
AUGAAGACGGUACUCCGCGUUGGUGGUCGUCUCCGUAAUGCCGCGCUGUCCGACGUGAUCAAAUAUCCAAUCGCGUUGUCCGCCAAACAUCCACUAGCUGCUCUGCUGGCUAGCAGUUACCACGUAAGACUACUGCACGUAGGUCCACAACUCCUGUUAGCCACUCUUCGCCAGAAGUUCUGGAUCCUCGGUGGUAGAAAUCUUGUCAAGUCCGUUUACCACCAAUGCCACACUUGUUUCCGAUCCAAGCCCACUCUAGUCCAGCAGAGCACAGCCGAUCUGCCGGUAUCGCGAGUUUCGCCGACGCGUCCGUUUUCCGUGUGCAGUGUCGAUUAUUGUGGACCAUUCUACGUAAAGUCUGCAAUUCGAAAGCGUGGCCCCACGAAAGUGUACGUGGCAAUUUUCGCCUGCUUCUCAACCAGGGCUGUCCAUAUUGAGCUGGUUAGUGACAUAACAACCACUGCUUUUCUAGCUGCACUCCGUCGCCUAGUCGCCCGUCGAGGAAAGAUCGUCGAACUCCAUUCCGACAAUGCAACUACCUUCAAAGGUGCUUCGCAUGCCCUUAACAGGAUCUACCGCAUGCUGAAGGUCGAAACUUCCGAUCGUGAACAAAUUUUCGACUGGUGUUCAUCCAACGAAAUCUCGUGGAAGUUCAUUCCGCCCCGAGCACCACACUUCGGAGGUCUCUGGGAGGCCGUCGUUUAA